AUGAAUGGAGCACGAAGGCAAAUUGAACGGCAGCUUAAAGCAUUAGGAAUGGAUCCCGACAAGCGUAUGAAAUAUGCGAGUUAUUUGGCGGACAAAACUUUCUCCAGUCUUCACGAUGCAUUCACUAGUUCAAUGAAACUAAAAGACUGGUUCCGGAACUGUGCAGAAUCGAUUGUUAAAUUGAUGCAUACCGUGGAAUGGGUCACACCACUGGGUUUACCAGUCUAUCAGCCAUAUUUGGAAACAAAAAUGGAAGAUAACAAAGUGAAUGCAUUCCCACCAAAUUUUGUGCAUUCCUUGGAUUCUACACAUAUGAUGUUGACCGCACUGUUCUGUCGUCGGCUGGGUAUUACAUUUGCUGCAGUACACGAUUGCUACUGGACACAUGCCUGUGAUGUUGAGGUGAUGAACGAGAUUUGCCGCGAGCAAUUCGUGCAACUUCACAGUGAACCACUUGUGAAACAGUGCGGAGAGAAUUUUGGUUGUUUUGUACGAAGUGCGCUUGUUAUAUGA
This is a messenger RNA of Gongylonema pulchrum, 513 nucleotides long. The record is from the annotation of a GenBank genome assembly. NCBI's taxonomy places the organism in Eukaryota, Metazoa, Nematoda, Chromadorea, Rhabditida, Gongylonematidae.